UAACAGAUGUAUAUUUUUCUACAACUACCUAUUUCUUUUACUUGUCUUGAAAGGGCGCGCAACCCUUUUUAUGCCUGAUGUUCAGUCCCGUUGACAGUAGACGUCAUACAAAGUCUUUGGGAGUGUCCGAGAGUCAGAGACAAUGUCCCUCAGGAAUGUAUGUGCUUCAACCUGUGGUUAAACGUGCUUACCGACAGCCACUGGAGUUUAGGCCCAUAAUAAAUAUAUAUAUUUAAAAAGAAAAUAGACAUGGGUAUCAAAGGAUAUCCAGCCUUAAGCCUAAAUAAUGUGAACAAACAGUGAAGGGACUCUUUUACAGAAAAAGCAACCAAAACUACACAAUCUAAAUAAAAGACGUUACUAAGAGAUAUUUGUUUUCACAGCUGACUUUUUGACUUGAUUUAGUAAGAAAAGCACAGAAUAGACUGAAUUAAACCAAAAAGGGGUGAAGGGCAAAGCUGAAGAUUUGUGUGGAUGAGAUGUGGUGGGACUUCUGUUGUGAUGGAGGCGGCGUGUAUAUGAGAAGAAGAAAUCUGAUUAGUUGAACUGGAGAGUGAAUACUCUGAAGAAUUGCAAUAGUUUUGACAAGUUUCUAGUGAAUAAUAUCAAGAAUAACAUACCUUGAAAACAGGUGCAAUCUUAGCCGUGUGAUAAAUUGCUAUAUUUAAAAUAAACAAUUAUUUAAUAAGAUAAGAUAGAUAGUAUAACAUGAUUCAAUCACCUAAUAGAUGACGUGUAGAAACCAAAUUGCAUGCAGCUUCUCGACAAAAUGAGGAAGAGGAAAUGGUGUAAGGAGCGCGCAUGCGUAACAGAUGUGACAUCACAGUCUAUGGAAAACGAAACUUAACUUGAGUUAUUGCGAUAGAGACAGAACUAGGGAGGGGCCGGUUUGCCCACAGUAACAAUAAUAUGACAGCGAAUCCGCACUAAUCUGACAAUUUGACAUGGAGGACAUCUCCGACCAUCUGCAGGAGGAGCAGUCGAAUCGACGACUAAUGGGAGAAAAGUUGGACAUCUCUCUUUGGCCUUCAGAUAUGUCACAGACCAGUUGAUCCUGCUUCAUUCUGUUAAAGGCCCCUGACUUAGUGCCUCGGUUAAUCAGACUGGUAACUGUAUAUCCUCAGCAUCUGCAACCAAAAUACUAUAAUCUGCACUUUUUAAUCAUCUGUGCUGACUUCAGCAUAAUGAAAGUAUCACAAUGUCGGCUACUGAUUCCAAACUGGCUCCUCUGUCAUCAACACAUGACCUCAAACUUGCAUGCACUCAGUGCUCUGUCAAGGAAAAAGAAGUCACGUAUACGUUGAAAUCGGUCCUCCACCAGUGUGCUUGCAACCUCCUGCUCUGCAGAGCCAAAGGGGGCAGCAAAUGGAGGCCGGUCUCCAGGCGGCCCAUGUUUUCAAAUCCAAGUCAGUAUCAGAUGUGCCACUUCUAUGUGGAGGGCCUCGGAUGUACGUCCCACAAGAACCGGUGCACCUUUGCGAGAAGUGCAGAGGAAGCCACCGUUUGGACGUUUUUAAAGCACCACGGUCUAGACCACAUGCUCCUCUGUAACCUCAUAGCUCAGUCUGAGAGAGGAACGGAUCCGCCCGGUAACGCGGACCCACUGGGUGACCUCUUGUCAAUUCUGGAGUUGAAGGCUGUGUGUGAUCAGUGUUUCGUGAAUGAGAAGGAAAUGACAUACAUCGUUCAGUCGAUCAGCCACAAGUGCAGCAGAGAUCUGCUUUUAGCCAGAGGCAAUGCCCAUCAUCAGUGGAGGCCUGUCUCUGAGCGGCCUACGGGUGCCCAUAUUGGUCGGAAUGUUCUUUACCAAGUGUGUAGGUUCAACGUUGAGGGCUCUGUAUGCACAGAGCAUGGACCACAAUGCACUUUUGCCAGGAGUUCUGAAGAGGCUGUGAUAUGGAACCUUCUGAGAGACCGGCGCAUCGAUAAAGGCGAGUUAAUUCGACUUGUCAUUGAGUCUGAGCGUAUGCAGACGACACCAGAAAGUGCAGCCGAAAGCAUCCGCCAGCAGUUUUCAGGUGAAUUCAUGGAGCUCUGCAGAGAAUGCUUCCAUGACUGUCCACAAAAACUGACAUUCAAAAAGUGGAAUUCCACUUGCUCAGCAGAUUCAGCGCACAGCUGGGACCCGGUCUUAGUUCAUCACCUGUCGGAGAACAGUAGAAAGCACGUCUACAGCCAGGUGCGCCCCUUUCACCAGAACUGCCAGUUGACCUUCUGCACUCAUGUCAGGCAAGGCAAGCCCUGCUGGCACCAGCCCGGCCACUGCAGCUCUGCGCAGAGCGAGGUGGAGAUGGCCGUGUGGAAAGCGGAGGAAGCUGGGCAUUCCGUGCGACCUCACCUCCUUCGGAUGAGCCAGGGGGAGCAGACGGAGCACAGGAAGAAGGUCACCAUGUACUGCAAAGUUUGCCUCCUGAUCCUUUCCUCUCCGGAGAGCUUCUACAAGCACUGCAGCUCUUUGGAGCAUUCUGAGUUACUCCGUGAGGACACCACCACCAGGUGGAAAGGACGCCCGCCGCCACACAACCACCGGUCUGAGCUUUGGCUUUGUGAGAGACCACAAACGUGCGAAUACGGCAGCAAGUGCCCGAAAGCUCAUUCUGUGGAAGAGCUGCAGGAGUGGCUGAUGCGUGCUGAGGAGGAGAAAGAGAUCCGACACAACAUCGGAGCCCAGGGUCUCAUGUGCUACAAUGAAAACCUACUGCAGGAAUACAAAAACACCAGUAACGAAGUAUACAUUGUAUCCGAAGAAGUUGACGGUGUCAGCAUCUCUUGUGAUAAAGAAUUAGCUGUGCAGUGGGAACAGAUUAAUGCACCAUUUCAGUGGAACUUCAAAGUUGAAUCAGAGAGACAACUUGUGCACGUGGCGCUGCUCAAGCAGGAACCAGGAGCUUCCUUCACCCUCGGGGAGCUCGGUUCUGUGCCCUGCAUCUACUCCUCAGGUGUUCCCUUUCUCAGUGAAGACAUGACCUAUGACAUCACCGUGUCCUUCACAUCCAUCAAUCCUGGCCUCUACGACCAGUGGUUGGUCUUAGACUUCGACACAAGGCCAGUGCUACUGAAGAAACUCAGGGUCAGAGUAGGCCAGCUGUCCCUGGAUGACGUUGAGCAGCCGACCUUGGACGCUGGGGCCCCAUUUCAAAGUGUCGAGCGUUGGCAUCGAGGGAGCAGGGUGAUCAUCCCGUGUACGUCCAGGACAGAAGAACAAGAGGAGCUGUUAAAGGAGUACAAGCCUCCACAGAUUAGCUUCCAGUAUAAGUCCUCCAUCAACAGCCAAACACCUCUGAGUAAUGAAAACUACAAAGAACGAAUGCAUAACUUCCUGCACAAUGAGGAGCGAGCCGAGGACCAGAUUGUUUCAAGACUAAAUGUUCGAGGAAAAAUUACAACGUGUGACCGUCUGAACAGCACAAAGUUUAGCCUGCAGGCGCCUGCGGGGGAGCUGUUCUGUGCGGUCUCAAUUCCUUGUAAUCUCACACCAGACACACCAGAGGGACAGGCACUAAAACGAAGCAUCCAGUCUGCCCUGAUAGCCCCCUUAUCUUCACAUUCUCCAAAAUCCAAGGUCUAUGAAGCCAUCAUUCUGCAGGACCAAACAAGCGAAAACGAAAUGCAUUUGCAACUGUCUAAGAAAUGUUGCUCAGAUCUCGCGCUCCGAAGCGAUGACUCGUAUCCAAUGGAGGUGCAGUUUCAGCUUGACCGCCACAGCUUCUGCUCCAUGCACAAGGCCGUAGACCUUCUUCCUGACACAAAAAGAGUGCUUCCAGACCUUCCAAACUGCAUCGUUCCUGUGAAUAACAUCUCGUGUGAGAAGUUGAAUGCAAAGCAGCUGUCGGCGGUUAACUUCAUCACGGGUCGUUCCAACGGCGCGAAAUGUGUGGCACCUCUCCUCAUCUACGGACCGUUCGGAACUGGGAAAACAUUCACACUCGCCACAGCGGCCAGAGAACUUUGUAAGCAGCCCCACAACAAAGUGCUCAUUUGCACCCACACCAACAGCUCUGCAGAUCUGUACGUCAGAGAUCACUUGCACCCAUUCAUUGACCAGAAAAAUAACGAGAUGUGGCCAAUUCGAAUAAAAGCAAACAGUAAAAGUGGUUGGUUUGCCACUGAUGAGAUCACUCGAAAAUACUGUUUGCUUUCACAAGAUGGACAGUUUUUCUUACCACCUACAAAAGCUGCCCUGGAUGGCCACAAAAUAGUCAUAACCACGACAACCAUGGCGAGACGUUUUCACGACCUAAAGCUCCCAGAGGGAUAUUUCACCCACAUACUAAUUGAUGAAGCCUCUCAGAUGCUGGAAUGUGAGGCCUUGAUGGCCCUUGGCCUUGCUGGGCCAAACACCAGAGUUGCUUUGGCUGGAGAUCACAUGCAAAUGGGACCCAAGCUUUUCUCAGUGGAUGAUCAUCACCGCUCAAAUCACACGCUCCUCAACCGUCUGUUCCAUUACUAUCAAGGUCAAAAGUGUGACGCGGCCGAGAGAGGCAGAAUAAUCUUCAAUGAAAACUACCGCUCAAGCAAGGAAAUAGUGGAGUUUGUGUCCACCCAUUUCUACGUUGGUCAGAAUGAUGUCAUCAAAGCCGUUGGAAAUGUUCCGGCUCCUGAAAAUGGCCAUGCACUAAAGUUUCACCAUGUCCGGGGAGAGUGUCUCCUGGACUCUGGGUCCUUGUCUUGGUAUAACCAAGAAGAGGUUAGAAAAGUGGUUGAAGAAGUGAAGGAGAUUCUGAAAGACUGGCCAAUGAGCUGGGGGACAAAGAAACUAAGCUCCAUCUGCAUCCUAUCAGAGGGAAAUCAGGUACGGCACAUCAGGACAUCCCUUUCAAGAAGAGGCCUUUCUGAAGUCCACGUCGAAAAUCUUGCAAAUGUGCAAGGCAAACAGUUCAGGGCAGUCAUACUGACGGCUGUGCAAACACGCGACAGCUUGAGAACAUCUCACCUGCCCGGUCUGGAGCUGUUCAAUGACGCCCGUGUGUUAAACACUGCCAUGACCAGGGCCCAGUCCCUUGUGGUUGUGGUGGGCGAUGCCGCUGCGCUUUGUUGCUUUGGGAAAUGCUCAGCGGUCUGGAAGAGCUACAUAGAUCACUGCAUCAGCAACAAUAGUGUUUCACCGCAGCAUUACGCUCAAGAUUUCUUUGAAAAAGAUGUCAUGGAAACGGCAAGGUUUCAAAAGUCUGAACAAGUGGAUGAGAGAAACACCCUCAGUGAUGCAAUUCUUCGAGAGUUGACAGAUGAAUACAAACAGCUGAAAGAAGAUAUUAAUGCAGAAGAAGGAGACUUUGGCAACCAUCAGUCAACAAUCAAUCAGUCAAGGUCAUCACACAAUGUCAGUGAUGUCAAUAAUGACCUUUUGGCAUUGUGUGAAAAAUGCCCACAGGUUUACCAGAUAGGAAAAUUUGUCAGGGAGACAGAAAGAAAAGGUUAUGUGGUACCUUUUCAUAACCCGGCCGAACGUAUCAUCAUCAAGGGAAGGGAAAACCUGAAGCAAAUCUUCAGUGGGGAUGAAGUGAUGGUAGAAUCAUCAAGAGUGAUCUGCAUCACCAAGGAAGCCAAAUCAGCCCGUAAACUCGUGUGCUUCCUUGAGGACGAGGAUCACAGCAAAUCCCGACAGAAUUCUGACGAAAAAUAUGUGAGAAGGACAAUGAUUCCCAUCACAAGAUCCGCACCAAAAAUCUGCAUACUGAUCAGCAAGAAAAGACGUGACUUCCUUCCAAUAUGGGAGCAGACAGGUGGAGAGUGGUUCCUCACAUUCUAUGAACCUCUUGAUGACGACCUCAAACAAAAUUAUGUAUUUGUGGUACAAGUGAUUGGCUGGAAAGCAAAUUGCCACAUUCCAUUGGGGAACGUCAUACGUAUUCUUCCAAUCGGAAGUUCUUUUUCUGCUGCACUACAGAUCUUGAAUGAAGAAUUCAAAGUUGCACCCAACACAUGUGAAUCAGACAGUGUAAUCACCUUCGAAGAUGAAGACAGCACACACAGAAAGGACGUAAAUGCCAAGUUUACUUUCACUGUUGAUCCAGAACAUGCAAGAGACUUGGAUGAUGCCAUCAGUGUCAUGGAAAUUGGAGACGAUGAGUUCGAGUUGGGAGUCCAUAUUGCAGAUGUGGCCAGCUAUGUGAGUAAAAAUUGUAAAUUAGAUUGCGAUUCCAAACAACGUGGAGCAACGUACUACGAGAAUACAAACUGUAUACAUAUGUUCCCUAAAGACGCCACUGAACACUUCAGUCUCCUGCCUGGAGAAGGUAGACGUCACCGGGUGGUUUCAUUGAUUUUUAAAGUAAAAAAGACAACAAAUGAAAUCAUUGGAGAGCCCAAAUUCCAGCUGUCAUCGAUCGAGUCAAAUCGAAAGUUGUCUUAUGAGAAGGCAGGGGACAUGAUCACCAAAAGAUAUAGGGACAUACCUCGAUUUGACUCCAUAGAAGACUGCGUGACGGUGGCUUAUUGUUUCGCAAAAGCCCAAAGGAUGUUGAGGCCUGUCGAUUGGGUUUACUCUCAACGUGAUGAUGACAGAUUGCCCGGAAAGCGCAAAGCCAAUCUGAUGAUUGAAGAGCUCAGUCUGUUAUUUAACACCCAUGCAUCAAAGUAUUUGAUGAAUUCAGAGGAAACCAUGCAUUGCACACCCCUCCGCUGCCAAGCGAAACCAAAUCCUGAAAGAAUCGAAGAAUUCAAGAAGAAAUGCGGAGGAUUGAUAUCCCUGUCUUUUCAUGUGAAAGAUAGAAUUGACGUCGAAGAAGCCCCGAACUGUGAGAACUUCCGCAUACUCACAGAAGUGUGGAAAGAUAUCCAGGCAGCUGCCAGAUCAGAUGAUGUUGACAGCAUGGUGGACCUGAUCGCUGCAGAUGACAUCCACCCACUGCUCCAGCCAGUCAUUGAUCAGUUCAGAAGGUGUCAGAGUAGAGCUGAAGUUCUCUGUUCCAAGUCCUCCGCUAAAGCACAGCAAGGGCAUUAUUCUCUGAACCUAACAUCCUACACCCAAGCAUCCUCGCCAAUACGGCGGUACAUGGACGUCAUCGCGCAGAGACUUUUGCAUUCCAUCAUAUGCAACCGCAAAGUCCAAUACAACACCCACGAGAUCAAGACUUUGUGUGGUCAAUUUGAGGAAAAUGUAAGAGCUGCAAAAGAGUAUGAACAAAAGGCUGAGCAAGUCCGUUAUGCAGUGACCAUGAAACACCAAAGUGCCCCAAAUCUAGCCUUUGUUGUUAGUCCCAACAAGGACCAUUUAGCAGUGGCAUUUCCUUUUAACAGGAAUGCUUAUGGAGAGAGAGUAUCAAUUGCAUACAAAGAUUUACAACUGUGCGACCAACCAGUUUUUGAUGAAGCAAACAACUGUGUCACUCUCAAAUGGAAAAGGCGGAUUUACGCAGUUGACAACAUGCAAAUCCACCAGGAGCUGAAAAUGUCAGGCCGUGAUCCCUGCGUUGAGCUUCCACUGGCAGUAUGGAAGGACAUUAUUGAAGCAGUUCACACAAAAGACUGGGAUCAUGCAAAGUCUCUCACAAUAGAGGCUGAUACGAAGCGACUGGAAGAGCUACAGUUUGCUGUGGUGCCUCAUUCCGAGACUAACGACAAGCUAGUCGAACAGGAGCAUGAGGUUGCCAUCGAGGUCCAGCUGCAAAGUGGUGACACCUUGCAGGUCCAAAUGACAGCAGAGAUAAAAAGAGGCUACCACAUGCCUGCUGUUCAGUUGGUGUGCAUUAAACCAAAGUUUGAGAUUUGUGUGCACCAUGUCCGCAGCUCUAUCACAUGUUUCACCAGAUCUGCAGACAAUCCGUCGAGGAUUUUCUAUAGCGACCCUGAAGAGUACGUACGGAUCUGGAAACCGAUGUGUGAGAUGGAAUCCGUUGCCAAUGCAGUGGGUGAAAAUUACAGCAUAACCAUUGAGAACUUGGAGGUAAACUUCAGUAAAGGGCAAGAAGGCACACUAUCAGGAAGCUUCUUCUUACCUGCGGCAUGGAUCGAUCAAUGGGCCAUUGAAUGCAACCUUUGGAAGUGCUUACUAUGUAUCCGGAAAAGAGGUUUGACCGUGGAUUCUGCACCAGUGGACAGCCGACCGUUUACGUGGGUGGCCCACUGCCUCACAAGAAAAGUAACCAAAAGGAAGAAGCCUCCAAAUGAAGGAAGUACAGUACACUUCGAUGUCCAUCAACUGGCAAUGGAGACCAUCCCUCAUUGUGUCUAUGGGAAAAACACUUGUUUCACAGUGGAAAUAAUCCCAAAGCUCAUUCCUGACAUCCGGAAAGAAGACGCUGUGCUGAACAUUCCAUCUGCAUGUGAUCUGGUCAAGACGAUAGCGCUUGGAAAACACAUUCCAAGAGAGGUGGAACCAAGUUGGCACAGACCAGGCAGAGACUCAUCAGCUGGGCUGCUAGACUUUAACAUCAGUCAGCGUCAUGCUGUGGAGAAAGCUCUCAAUCAUACCUUCACGCUCAUUCAAGGACCACCUGGAACUGGAAAGACUGUGGUGGGUGCUUACAUAGUCUUCCGUUUCUUUGAGCUGAAUUCUCUGUACCCAAGAAAAUUAAUUGACGAAAGUGAUGAGAACAAGAAGCAAGUCAUUCUUUACUGCGGGCCGUCCAACAAGUCCGUUGAUGUCAUUGCAGAGCAUUUGUUGAAGUUUGGGGACCGACUACGGCCCCUCAGGGUCUACAGCGAACAAGUGGAGAUGCUGGAUUACAAUUUUCCAGACAGCGCUCUUCAGUUUUCCCAGAGGCCCCACCGGCAACAACGUGGCAAAGAGGAGCUCAAGAGUAUCACACUGCAUCAUCGCAUGAGACAGGACCAAAACCCUUUUUCGGGUGAUAUAAAAGAAUUUGAUGAACGCAUUCGAGAUGCCAUUGAGAAUAAAAAACAGUUCACUGCUGAAGAAGUGAAAGAAUACAAAGAUCUUCUCACAGAAGCUCGAAAGUUUGAGCUUCAACAGCAUGACAUCAUACUGUGUACAUGUACGCAGUCUUCCAACAAGACACUGACUUCCACACUCUGUGUACGCCAAAUAAUCAUCGAUGAAUGUGCAAUGGCCACAGAACCCCAGGCCCUGAUUCCAUUGGCCUGCAACAAACCAGAAAAGAUUGUUUUGAUCGGUGACCACAAACAGUUACGACCCAUUGUGAAGCACGAGCGCGUGAGGAGGCUAGGGAUGGCCAAAUCUCUGUUUGAGCGCUACUAUACAAUGCACAAGAGCAGGGCGGUGAUGCUGGACACCCAGUACAGAAUGCAUGACAACAUAUGUGCGUUCCCAUCACAAGAAUUUUAUGAGGGAAAACUAAAAACUGGGGAGGAGCAGCCGAGGAGCGUCCUGCGUGUUGAUAACAAGACGAUGCCGAUCGUUUUUGGGGACAUCAUUGGAGAGACCGUCAGUCUGGUCGUCAACACAGCCAAGGGCAACGAGAACUCUAAAGCAAACAAGGAAGAGCGAGUCCAAGCGGUAAAAAUUGCGAUGGAGCUUGUGGAGAAUGCCGGAAUCAAACAGCAUGACAUUGUGAUUCUGACCCCCUAUAAUGCCCAAGUGUCAGAAAUCCAAGAUGAGCUGAAGGAAAAUCAAAUGGAUCGUGUCGCUGUUACAACAAUCACUAAAAGCCAAGGAAGCGAAUGGCGUUACGUCAUCUUAUCCACAGUGUGCUCUCUGCCAAUACAUGACAUUGAGAAAGAUCCAGACAGAGCUUGGCUAUCCAAACAUCUGGGCUUUGUGGGCGAUGCCAACCAGAUCAACGUGGGCAUCACCAGGGCCAAGGAGGGACUGUGCAUCAUCGGGAACCAGCAGUUGCUGAGCUGCUCUAGAAUUUGGGGGAAGCUUAUUGGUCAUUACAGACUUCAAAAUGCAGUGACAGAAGCAUCCAACAUUUCAGUGUCGCAUGCUGAAUUCAUCCAUGAUUUUUAAAAGUAGCAGACCAGAGGAAAACAGCAAGACUUCAUUAAACACGUGUAUCACAUUUGAUGUACUCUUUUUACAGUUUUACAUAUAUUUGAUGUUUUUGAUAUUGUCAUUGUGCUCUGAUUGCUAUUAGGAAAAUCAACUGUAUCUAGAAUUGUAUUUUUAGAUGUGCUCAUUUAAAUUUUAAAUUUCCAGGUUCAAAGACUGAAUAGUCUGGGAUUUAAUGGUUGUGUUUACGAAGCAUUUUACCUUAUAUUGUAUGUUCAGGGAUGGGCUUCUGCUACAAAAAUCUUAAUGAAACAUUGUCAUUGAACCUAACAUGUAUUAUGUAUCAUUGACUCGAUGAAGGCUGUUGUAGUGACCAUUUGUCUUUGGGACCAAUAAAUUAUUACGUCAAAAGUC
Pungitius pungitius (ninespine stickleback) is the source of this 10267-nucleotide messenger RNA. Its product is annotated as helicase with zinc finger domain 2-like. The coding region runs from base 1199 to 9871 and encodes 2890 amino acids. Lineage: Eukaryota; Metazoa; Chordata; Actinopteri; Perciformes; Gasterosteidae. Gene Ontology annotation, molecular function: ATP hydrolysis activity; RNA nuclease activity; RNA binding. The transcript has 20 exons. The record is from RefSeq and is a predicted model, not a curated record.